Messenger RNA from Rhizoctonia solani, 3126 nucleotides. Its product is annotated as dihydroorotate dehydrogenase. Gene Ontology annotation, molecular function: dihydroorotate dehydrogenase activity; serine-type endopeptidase activity. Gene Ontology annotation, cellular component: cytoplasm; mitochondrial inner membrane. The transcript has 15 exons. The record is from RefSeq and is a predicted model, not a curated record. The coding region runs from base 1 to 3126 and encodes 1041 amino acids. NCBI's taxonomy places the organism in Eukaryota, Fungi, Basidiomycota, Agaricomycetes, Cantharellales, Ceratobasidiaceae. Gene Ontology annotation, biological process: pyrimidine ribonucleotide biosynthetic process; 'de novo' pyrimidine nucleobase biosynthetic process; proteolysis.
AUGCAGCCAGCCAGCCUAAGAGCUGGACUAUAUAGGAUUAAAAACCAUACUACUGCUAGAAGAUUAUCUUGGCCAACUCGGUUUGCCUCGACAUCAACCGAAACACCAGUCGUUGUUGCCAAACCAGUCAACUCGGGUAUUGGCACCGCUGUCAAGGCUUCCGCUCUCGUACUUGGCACUGGUUUAUUUGUCGCCUACUACUAUGACUCCCGUUCGGCUAUCCAUCGUUGGGUCGUGCCUCCGCUCAUGAGGGCGACCUUGGACCCCGAGGCCGCCCAUCGUCUAGCUUUGCGCGUUCUAGGAACUCGAUUUACACCGACGGAUCAUGGAGUAGAGGACGAAGCAUUAAAUUGCAAGUUAUGGGACAUCGAAAUGCCUAGCCCCGUGGGCCUCGCAGCUGGAUUCGACAAGGAUGGAGAAGCUAUCGAUGGCUUGUUCAGAUUGGGCUUUGAUUGGGUCGAGAUUGGGAGCGUGACACCCAAGCCACAGGGCGGUAAUCCCAAACCAAGAGUUUUUACCCUUCCAGAAGACGAUGCCAUGAUUAAUCGUUACGGGUUUCCGUCGCGCGGACAUGAUUUAAUGCUCGCUCGUCUACGCACCCGGUCGAGGGACUCGAUCGAUUCACAAAAUACCCCCGCUUCUGGACCUCGACAAGUCUUGGCGGUGAAUUUGGGAAAGAACAAAUCCUCCCCACCCGACUCGAUUGCAGAUUAUCUUGCUGGCGUCAGGAAGUUUGGAGCUCAGCCCGAUGUAUCCGUCUUGGUUAUCAAUGUCUCCAGUCCCAACACUCCUGGCUUACGUGGACUGCAAAACCGAGGGAUGUUAGAGGAGUUACUGGACGGUGUCUGCAAGGAACGUGAUGCACUCCCACGGUCGACCCUACCCAAGAUCGUGUUGAAGAUCGCACCCGAUCUGGACGAACUUGCGAUUCAGGACGUAGCUGAAGCCGUUCGCGAGAGUGGAGUGGACGGUGUUAUUGUGAGUAAUACUACGAUACAAAGGCCAAACUUAAAAUCAGGGUCGGCGCAGGAGAUCGGCGGAUUAUCUGGUCCCCCACUCUUACCUCUAUCUCUCAAGGUCCUCAAAGUACUUCGCGCGCAUUUACCUGCUGGUAUACCAAUAAUCGGAUGCGGCGGUAUAUCCAGUGGUGCCGACGCCUUGGAGUUCGCGCAGGCUGGGGCUAGCAGUAUUCAGUUAUACACUGCAUUCGGAUAUUCCGGGGUCGGAACAGCACGCAGAAUUAAAGACGAAUUAUCGGAUGAACUUAAGCGACUGAACACCACUUGGGAACAGGUUGUCGAUGGGGCUAUCAAGAGUCAAGCAUGGGUCAAACCAGAGGGACAAAAGGCACUGGACGAGGGAGAGCAAGAACUAAGAGACAUGCUAGAUGUCCUUGGGAAACAGCUGGCAGCAACAGAUGAUUCGGGGACGGAUACGUUGGAAUUGAAAGAUAACACGCGGCCGAAAGAACUGCAGUUUGACGACGAAACCAGGCGGAUCGCACAACUGGCCGAAGCAGCGCUGACCUCGCAACCUCGUGGGGACGGUGAGAGCGCCGAACGCCUCCCACAUGCACAACAGCCGACGCAUGGCAUCGAAGGCUCAGAACCGUCGAAUCAACCUCGUUUAGAUAAAGGGGCACUAGAAAGGCGUCGUUCGGCCAAACGAAGAAGUCAAGCGCAAUGGCGCAAGCGGAAGUACAAGUCUCACAACCCCAGAUUCUUCGGCAUGUUGGGAACUGCCAAGGUUGAUGUUGGUACUCGUUCUGCGGCAAGCCUGACCUUUCCACCUGUCUACUUCUUCUCCAACUGCUCAACUUCCAAACCGAUGCUACAUGCGUAUAGCACGGCCGAGCGCAAUACUGUUGGCCAGACGAAUGUGUAUAAAAGUACGGAACGACAGCGUCGAGUUUCUCCAGCAUCAGUCGCUUUAGCUACAGUUGCAACCUACUCGGUCCAAUCGGUCUUUCUCUACUCGUUCACUAUGCGCGCUACUUUCGUCUCUGUCGCUCUCCUCGCAGCCGUCCUCCCGGCUCUCGCUGCCCCUACCAACAACGUUCCCAUCAGCAAGUACGCUGGUCCGGUCAAGUCCAACUCUUACAUCAUCAAACUCAAGGAUGGUGUCUCCAAGGACGCUCACGUCAACAAACUCGUCGCUGCCUUCAGCAACGGUGGCAAGGUCCAGUACAAGUACGGUGAUGUCUUCCACGGAUAUGCUGCUAGCAUCUCCGGCAAGGACCUCGACUUCAUCCGCCAGUCGAGCGAUGUCGAGUACAUUGUUGAGGAUGGUAUCAUGACCAUCGAUUACGAGCAAGGUGACGAGACCGCGGCGGUCGUUGCACGUGAGGCUCCCGCUGUGGAAGGCCUCGACAAGCGUGCCAACGGUGCUGGCGUCGACGUCUACGGAAUUGACACUGGUAUCUACACUGCUCACUCGAGCUUCGGCGGACGUGCUCGCUGGGGUGCUACCUUCGGUGGCUACGCCAACCAGGACGGCAACGGCCACGGAACCCACACCGCCGGAACUGCCGUCGGUGCCAGCUAUGGUGUCGCUACCUCGGCCAACAUCAUCGCCGUCAAGGUUUUGUCUGACGCUGGCUCUGGCACCAACUCUGAUGUCAUUGCCGGAAUCAACUGGGCCGCCACUCAGGCUCGCUCCAGCGGCCGUCCUUCGGUCGCCAACCUGUCUCUUGGUGGUGGUGCUAACACUGCUGUGGACUCAGCUGUCAGCAACGCCGUUGCUGGUGGUCUCCACUUUGCCAUCGCUGCUGGAAACAGCAACGUCGAUGCUGGCAGCACCUCUCCUGCUCGUGUUGCCGCUGCCAACACUGUCGGUGCUGUUGACUCGAGCAACCGCAAGGCGUCGUUCUCCAACUACGGUUCCGUUCUUGACGUCUGGGCUCUCGGUGUCAACGUCUUGAGCGCCUGGAUCGGUGGAACUACCCGCACUAACACUAUCUCUGGUACCUCUAUGGCUUCUCCCCGUGUUGCUGGCUAUAUCGCCGUCCACAUCGGAAACAGUGGUGGAACCCCCUCUGCGGUCUCCUCGGCCCUCAAGUCCAGCGCUCGCGCCGUUGUCACUGGUGCUCCUUCUGGCACCACAAACCUCUUGGCCCAGCCCUUCUAA